Lagopus leucura (white-tailed ptarmigan) is the source of this 2368-nucleotide messenger RNA. RefSeq names its product Bardet-Biedl syndrome 5 (gene BBS5). The record is from RefSeq and is a predicted model, not a curated record. Gene Ontology annotation, biological process: cilium assembly; intracellular transport. Gene Ontology annotation, cellular component: BBSome; ciliary basal body. Lineage: Eukaryota; Metazoa; Chordata; Aves; Galliformes; Phasianidae. Gene Ontology annotation, molecular function: phosphatidylinositol-3-phosphate binding. Bases 142 to 1104 code for a protein of 320 amino acids. The transcript is spliced from 12 exons.
CUUGCCCUUACGUGCCUCCUCCCAGUGUUUGGGUGCAGUUUGCUUAUCAUGCUUCCUACACAGUUAUUUACUGUUAUAAUUUAAGAAUAAAGACAUUGGUAUUUUCCACGUGUUCUAUGUGACAAUGACGACUUCAGGCAAAUGAAAAUGAGAUCUGGAGAAGUCCUUAUAGACUGCCUGGAGUCCAUUGAAGAUACCAAAGGAAACAAUGGAGACAGAGGUAGGCUGCUCGUGACAAAUUUGAGGAUUAUUUGGCGCUCAUUGUCACUGCCCAGAGUUAAUCUCUCUGUUGGUUACAACUGCAUUAUAAAUAUAACUACAAGAACUGCCAACUCAAAAUUACGGGGACAGACAGAAGCUCUGUAUAUAUUGACUAAAUGUAAUAAUACACGAUUUGAGUUCAUAUUUACCAAUGUUGUUCCUGGGAGUCCCAGACUCUUCACUUCAGUUAUUGCUGUGCACAGAGCUUAUGAAACUUCGAAAAUGUAUCGCGAUCUGAAGCUGAGAAGUGCAUUGAUUCAGAACAAGCAACUGAGGUUAUUGCCUCAAGAACAAAUAUAUGAUAAAAUCAACGGAGUGUGGAAUUUAUCAAGUGACCAGGGAAAUCUGGGAACAUUUUUUAUUACUAAUGUGAGAAUAGUUUGGCAUGCAAAUAUGAAUGACAGCUUUAAUGUCAGCAUACCGUAUCUACAAAUUCGUUCAAUAAAAGUAAGAGACUCAAAGUUUGGCUUGGCUCUUGUGAUAGAGAGUUCUCAGCAGAGUGGAGGAUAUGUACUUGGCUUUAAAAUAGACCCUGUGGAGAAACUACAGGAGGCAGUGAAAGAAAUUAAUUCACUUCACAAAGUUUAUUCAGCUAACCCUAUAUUUGGAGUGGAUUAUGAAAUGGAAGAAAAGCCUCAAUCUCUUGAAGACCUAACAGUGGAGCAGGUUCAGGAUGAUGUGGAAAUAGAACCUGGUGAACAGACGGAUGCUUUUGUGGCUUACUUUGCUGAUGAAAACAAGCAACAUGAUCGGGAGCCUGUGUUUUCAGAAGAACUAGGACUUGCAGUAGAGAAGCUAAAGGAUGGAUUCACACUUCAAGGGCUCUGGGAAGUAAUGACCUAAUUUAGAUGGUUACAUCUUGUUUCCCAUCCAAUGAAAGACUCUUUACUGAUUCAGUGAGAUCUGUGGAUUAUUGAACAAUACAAGAGUGGCAGCAAAAGAUCAUGCCAAAGUUUAAAAAAACAAAAACAAACAGGCAAAUGUUAUAGAAUAUGAACUAAGGAUAUGUCAUAGGAGAAAGAUCAUUCAAAACGCAUGAAGGUAUAAAAGUUACUACAGGAAUGAUGGCUGCCAUUUUAUUUCAGCUACUAUUUUAUGGCUCACAACCACUGCUAUGCUAAAAUGCUGUGCAGUACAUGUUUUAGUUCUGCUUUGUGAUUGCCUGGCUGCUGCUGGCACACCAACACCCCAGGUGGUUCUUAGCAUGUGUCAUGGUUUUAUGAUGAUUUUUUUUUUUUGGUUGAACCAGAGCAGUGAGCCUCUUCCUGUAAAAGCACAGGGUCCAUCCUCUUGUUUCAGCCAUCAGUUUCUAUCAGUUGGCUGCAAUUUUGUGCCCCACAUGGCUACACACUGCCCUGUGACCAGCUGCCAGGAACAGCCCCACCAUGUUGUUUUACCUAGAAGCAUGUCAGAAAAGAAAACCUCUAUCAUUUUGAUAAUGCAGUAAAUAGCAGUUUUAUGCUCAACUUAAAGUAUUCACAUAUUUUUACACAGUGAAGUACUUUCCCAAUAUAAUUGAUUCAAAUUUCCAUAAUUUGUUUCAUUCUGAGCAGCAUGGAUGUACAAAAUGUACAACCCUCUGUAUUUCUGUUGGUUGUGUCACUGAGCCAGUGUUAUGUUACUGACAGCUUUUGGACAAAAAGCAAUAUCAAAUACUAGUUUUCAUGUCUCAUCAUUUAUGAAGUUUUUCACUUAUCAUUCCAGGUACUUUAUUGUAAUCUGGCUAUCUUUCCUCUCUUUUUUUUUUUUUUUGUCAGUGCCCUUUUUUUUUUUUUUUAAGGGACGAUAACGCACGUGCAUAAAUAGAUUCUGUGUCUGAGUCAUUAGACCUUUAUGGUGUUAUGUGUUAGAAAUGAGUCAUUUAUUGUUGAAAGGAAGAUGCAGCUGUUACGUUUUCUAGGGAGAUAAGACCUCUGUAGUAUUUUCUGUAAGUGGAAAAAGUCAAAUGAGCUGUCAUUCAGCUGUUGUUCAGCAGCUGACUGUUAUAGUAAGGCAUAAAAUAUAAUUGUGCUGAUUGUAGUAAAUCUUUCAAGGUAUAUAUUUCAAGGAAACACUACCUGUGGUUGAAAAUAAACCAUGAUUUUAAUAAACUUGAGUGAUGUUGUAA